Tachysurus fulvidraco (yellow catfish) is the source of this 1859-nucleotide messenger RNA. It is a transcript of the gene rassf10b, whose product is annotated as Ras association domain family member 10b. Lineage: Eukaryota; Metazoa; Chordata; Actinopteri; Siluriformes; Bagridae. The transcript has a single exon. Gene Ontology annotation, biological process: signal transduction. The coding region runs from base 289 to 1659 and encodes 456 amino acids. The record is from RefSeq and is a predicted model, not a curated record.
AGCCCCCCAAAUGGGCGGAGCUUAGACCUGCUUCUGUGUCAAGUCAUCAAAACAGUGUGGAGCAGCAGCGACGUGAGCUCGCGACCAGGAGACGCGGUGCGAAUUAUGCGCGCGCUCAGUCACAUGCUCGCGGAGUUUUAAAAGUUCUCUGACUUUUAAAACAGUUUGCAUUUUUCAAGAUCCUUUCUUCACAGGAUUUAUGCAUAGUUUUUUUCUUUCUACUGAAACCGGGGAGAUUUCUGCGUGAUUUCUGGCAGCGCACAAAACUUCUGAUCUGAAGUCUCAGAGAUGGAGUCUGAGGAAAGCAAAAUUUCCGUGUGGGUUUGUCGUGAAGAGAAGCUCGUGUCCGGUUUGUCCAAGCGCACGACGUGUGCGGACGUAAUUAAAGUCCUGCUGGAGGAACAAAAUUUGCACGGGCGCGCGUCCGCGUCAGCGCGCUCUUAUUGCAUUGUGGAGAAGUGGCGCGGAUUCGAGCGCGUUUUGCCCAACAAGACUAAAAUACUGCGCUUGUGGAAUGCAUGGGGUGAAGAGCAGGAAUAUGUCCGAUUCGUGCUCGUCAAGCAGGACGCGUCCUUGGGCAGCAGCGCGCCACGCAGUGCCGAGGCGCGACUCGUGCCCAGCCGGCAGAACCCGUGCGCACGCGAGGGCACUGUGCGCCAAGCCACCAUGGCACUGUCGCCCGAGAAGCAACGGCGCGUGGUCCGAAAGGCGUUCAGAAAGCUCGAACGGAUCAAUAAGAAGCGCGCGCGGGCACAGGGCAAGGAUGCGGAGAGAAUGGAGACCCUCGUGCAUCUGGUGGUCUCGCAGGACCACACCAUCAGGCAGCAGGUGGAGCGCAUCCAGGAGCUGGACCGCGAGAUUGAACUCUAUGAGGCUAAGGUGCACCUGGACAGGGUAAGGGAACAUGGUGCCAACUACGUCCAGGAGACCUACAUGGUGGAAGGAGCUGCAUCCCGGCAUUCACACCCCAGUGAUGGAAAGCAAACUCUUGCCCAGUUGGAGGAGUACAUCCGAAAAUGUGAGGAGGUGAUAAGGCUGCAGGAAGAUCUUACUGAUCGCCAAGUUCUGCUGGACAGCAUAACCAGAGAUAUCCAGGAGGAGCUAAACCAGAGGUGGAUGAAGCGGAGACAGGAGGAGCUGGCUAAUAAGGAUUUUGGAAAUGACAGCACGCUCAGGGUUAUAAAUCAAACGUGGGAAAUAAAUGCAUGUGAAAUGCUUCCAAAAGUGGACAUGUCACUUGAGGAUGAUUUGCUCUUAGAGGAGGAGCGGAUUAGGACUCAACUUGACGCGAGUUUGUACAUUGGCCUUAGGCUAAGUACGGAUUUAGAAACUGCUAGAAAUGACCUGGACUUGGUGCAGGAGAUCUGGAGGGGAAGAGACAAAGAGCUAAAGGAUUUGCUUGAAAAAGUGGACUCACUCGAUUUAGAGGAAGAGGAGGAAGAAGAGGAGGAGGAGGAGGAGGAAAGGUGCGACAUGCUUAAGGACACUGAUAGAGUAAAUGAUGAAGACACAGCAAGUGGUCAUGGUGCAUGGGUUGAGCAGGCCAGAGGACUUGCUGCUAAAGCAUGUAGCACUAAUGAUGAUGAUUCAGACACAGGUCUCAGCUCCAUGCACAGCCAAGACUCGGACAUUUCCCCUGUUUUCGAGUCUCUUGUAUAGCAGCACACACAGGGACUGGGAAUUUCCCCAGAGCUGAAUUAAUACAUGAAGAGAGUUUGUAUUUAUAAACAUCUGGACUGAAAUAGACUCAGUACGAUUUUAAUAAACCACUGGAGAUUUUGUUGUAUUGUGUAUAAUCACCACCAGGACACGUACUGUAGUCCUGUUGUUUAUGUAACAUAAAAACUCUAAUUAUAAAA